Syngnathus acus (greater pipefish) is the source of this 5090-nucleotide messenger RNA. RefSeq names its product family with sequence similarity 155 member A (gene nalf1a). NCBI's taxonomy places the organism in Eukaryota, Metazoa, Chordata, Actinopteri, Syngnathiformes, Syngnathidae. Bases 516 to 1673 code for a protein of 385 amino acids. The record is from RefSeq and is a predicted model, not a curated record. Gene Ontology annotation, molecular function: stretch-activated, monoatomic cation-selective, calcium channel activity. Gene Ontology annotation, biological process: calcium ion import across plasma membrane. The transcript has 3 exons. Gene Ontology annotation, cellular component: plasma membrane.
UUUAGCGAACACGCACAGUUCCUUGGCCAACAUGGCGGCGACUUGACGAAGGCAGCGGGAUGAAGAGGGUGAGGGCUUGAAAAAGCAAAGAGGUCCGUGACAGGUUGCGGGCCCAUCCGCCGACACCUAGCCAAGACCAUGUUGGGAGAGGACAGCCGCCGCAGCGUCGCGCGACCGAGGUGUCGGUGAGCGUGCAGAUAAGAGAAGACGCGCUCGCGAGGCCACGCAGGAGGAGAGGGGGAGCGGAGCGGCGUUCGGCUCGUCUCGGCGCGGGGCUAGGACAGCAGCGGCUUCCCCCCGGUCGGUCAGCCAUGGAGGAUGCGGCCCGGGCUUGCCAGCGUCUAAUUUGCCAGCCGGCCCACGCUCACUUGGAUGGGAAUUAGCCGUGGAGGCCAAGGCAAGCCGGGACAAGCCAGCGGUCGACACCUGAAGGGGGAGGAACGCGAAGCGGACCCCACGUCAAUGACUGUUGCGGCAGAGGAGCCGCCACGGUGGAGUCGGCAGGUUCCCAAAAUAUGACCAGGGGUGCUGGGACGUGUUGGCAGCAAGAUGACGACGACGGCUUCCGAAUCUGGCUAGAACCCCCGCGCGAGAACCAAAAGCCAUUCACCGACUCCGAGAGGGCACAGAGAUGGCGACUGUCCUUGGCAUCCCUCUUGUUUCUCACCAUCCUCCUCUCUGAUCACCUGUGGUUCUGCGCCGAGGCCAAACUGGCCAGGACCCGGGACAAGUUCCGAUCGUCCCGCCUCCUCUCUCCCCAGACCCAUUCAGCACACAGCAGCCUCCGAGAAAACCCUCUCGCUAUUUUUGUAGGAAACUCGAGCAAAGAUUUGUGGCGGCUGGAAACUUGCCACGCGGACACUUUGUCCAACACCUGCUUGACUUUCGCCGACGCCGACCAAUUGUGCAGGGGCCUCUUCAGUCAAGAGGGCACGUCGGGUGUAAAUAUGAGCGAUUUGUACCUCUCCUUUUGUAACUCCUACUCGCUGCUGGAUUUGCUCAGCGGCUCGAUGAGUCCGGACAAUUUGAACUGCAGCCUGGACGUGUUUGACGACGGCGACACGACCCGAUGCAGCUUAUGUGUGCAGGCGUACCAGCGCUACGACCAGCACGCCCAGGAGAAGUACGAAGACUUUGAGCUCCUCAGUUGGAAAUACGACCCGUCUGAGUAUUCAGUACGGACGUGCAUGGAGCAGUGCAAGUCGGCGUACAAGCCCUGGCUGUGUGCUCAGUACUUCCCCACCGCGCAACUGCCGUGUCAAAGAAAGAUAUCGUGCCACCAGUACUGCCUGGAGGUCCAACAGAGCUGUCCGUACAUCCUGCCGGACAACGACGACUUGAUCCAUGGCGGCAGCCCCAGCUUCAUCUGCACGGGACUCUUCACAGAGCAUCCAUCAGAGAGCAAGGAGGAUUGCUGCGACGUCCGAUGGGACUCCAACACGGACGGCCCCUCGGGCGAGACGCUAAAAAGGACUGGCUCCGCCUGCCGGCGCAAGGGAGCCUCGGUCACCUCCGCCGCCACCCCGAGACUGUACAGCGGGCGGCUGAAGAUCUGCCUGCUGGCGCUCGUCCUCCUGCACACUGUCAUCAUCAUAUCGGCCUCCCAUAACUCCACGUUGGCGAGCCCCGUUGUCACCUUCUCACCGGAGAAGAGCACAUCCAACGAGGAUUGAACAUCGGGGUUGGUCCAGGCUUAAGGUUUGUCGCUUUUGCAAAUGCGUCUGGGAUUGCCUCUGGAAAAAAGAAAAAACACCCAGCAGAGGAUGCGAGGAGGGCUUGGAGUGGACUGCACCGCCCUUUUAAAGAAGUGACCUCUUGCCACUUAAAACCUGCUCAUUGUUUCUAUUCCAGCCAUAUGUUCAGGAACAUCUCGUGCCUCCACCUCUCCUUUCUUUAUGUUUCGUUAUGUUUUCCCCGGUUUCUGUGUCUGGAUUGCACGUCCGAAUGGUUAGCGACGAGGUGGUCGUUUGAAUUUUUGAUCCUUCUUUUGACUCCUCCGCACUAUUUCCCUUCCUUCCUCUUCCUUACAACCUUGUAGUAAGUCACCCAUCACUCCUUUUGGUCUUUCAAAAUUCAGCUCCGAGAGAUUUCGUUAACGCUUCCCCUCCCUCCCUCUGAUGCUACAUGCCUCAACAGUUUAGGCCUCAAGUGCACUGAGACUAAAAGUAACGGCGCCAAGCAGUGCGCGCCAGGUGGUGUUAAAUUGACCUCAUGAUGGCGGCAGUGGUGGCACUAAAUUGACAGUUGGCUCAUGGACGUUGUUGUCUCUGACGCUGUAGGAAUAAAACAAGUGGGGGGCGAGUGGGAAGAUGAAAACAGCAAAGUUAUUGAAACCAAAACCCCAGGGGGCCUCAUUUAUCAACUUCUGCGUGCACAAAGUUGACCUAUUUCUAUAACACACACAAAACCAACUCAUAUUCUUGUGUAGGUUUAGAAUUUUGGAAUCAAUUAAAUAUACUCAUCUCAUUCUACUUCAAAACACUACUCUGCACGGCGUUCUUUUUCCACCUUUGUAGUUUCACCUUAAGAGUAAUCACAAAAAAUACUAUGUCACAGCCCAGAUUAUUUCCUUCAACCUAAAUGCAAUCUGAAUGCAUGUUUAGCCACAAAACCGCAACAAUUUCUAGUCAUCUCAAUGUGUUUAGUAUAUUCAACAUUUUUUGUAACAUUUCUUAAAAACACUAAAACACAAAUUACAAUGUUAUAUUUCAACAAAUCCAAAAAUACAGUUGUGCCUCACAAUGCAAGUGACAAUUUUUUUCCAGAUAUAAGCUAUCGUUCUCUCGCUUUUUUUUCUUUGACUUGCCAACAAAAAUGUUUUCGAUAUUAUGUAAACCAUAGAUGAUAAACGUAAAAGAAAUAUAGAAUUAUACAUUUUCUACAUUUAAAACAAUCAUUUCAUUUCACCUUCAAGUCUAUCUUAAUACUAAUGCAUCAUAAGAAAUGCCGUAGAAUGGCUGCCCAAUACCAUCUUUAUGGUAAUUGGUUAACGAUUUAAGGAAUGGCUAUUUGAACACAAACGGUGUCACAACACAUGUAGCCAGACAAUAUUACAAUAUUCACUGGCAUACAUUUGUUAUCAUCUGUGAAACACGAAUAGUAACAUAGUAGAGUCACAGUAAGUGGAGUGAAAUUCUGUCUGCAUGAUUAUUAUACUGCCAGCUGGUGGCCACACACCAGAAGGAACUGCAAAGAACUAAGAGUGAUGCUCAAAUUGUUUAUUCUUUACAUUCUAUUUUAUUAGGUUAUCACAACAGUAUAUGUUUUAUAAAGUAAAAAUUCGUAGAGCUCAAGUUUCCUUAUUAAAAAACAUGACACAAUUUUGGUGUUAUUUUUUGGGAGGGGGGGAAUGAAACAGAUUACGGCAUUAAAGGUAUGGUCGCUUAAUGGAUUGAGCUCAUAUUUUAAGGCAGCACUACUAAAUUUAGUUGACAAAAAUAUGUAAGAUUCAGAAAAUCAAACGAUAGCAUCUUCUUGCUAACGCUAUUGAUGUUUUUAUUUAACCUGAUAUGUAGAAGACAUACUACGUUACCUCCAGACACUUUUUGUUCUUCGACACGCAGGUUGAUAAUUGAAACCCCGCAUCUUGAGUGCCUCUAUGCUGUUACACCCCAAGUCAGGCAAUGGGGCAAUAUUAUAUUCAUUUAAAAAUGAAUCAAAGAAAGUUGUGUGUAUUGCAACAUUCAUGCCACCCUGAUGACCCAGACAAGCAAAGGGCUCCAUUCGCAUUGGCAUGUGAGGAAAGUGAGGAGAAUUCAAGGGCUGAUCCAUCCCACCCGUGUGAAUUAUUUUGACUUGUGGCCAUCUGCUGUGUAAAGUUCACAAUGGUGACUGAGUUUAAAGUUAUGAGAUCAUCAGUUAGCAUCCUAUAAAGUGAGAAGUGCAGCCUGGUUAGGCUGGCAAAGGACUGAUCCAACCACAAUGUGCCAAUCCCAACAAUGGUUGUGGUGGUAAACGAAUCUUCGAAUGGUGACACUGAAACGAAUAGAGCAAAUUUAUAAAGUAAAGUUAGAGCCGGGUAAUUUGAAAUUUCUGAGAAAGAACAACCUAAUCUGGUCUGUCUGAAAAGAAAAAGGCACACGGCGUAACUGCCCAAUCCCAGUCCUGUAACUACAGCGCCAUCUGCUGGAUCUGGUUGGUCAUCACCACACUUGGCCCGCAAUCCAAAUGGGCCUUUAACUGUUGUUUAUUACAUUUGCACCUUACUUUGGAUAGAUGUUUCUCUCUCUCUCUCUCUCUCUCUCUCUCUCUCUCUCUCUCUCUCUCUCUCUCUCUCUCUCUCUCUCUCUCUCUCUCUCUCUCUCGCAAAGAAAUUCCAUUUCAAAUUGUCUUGCUAUUUCUCUUGUUGCCAUUUUGUUUCCUUCCUGUUGUUUUUUUAGAUGCAACCACGAACCGUCUGACCCCAGCCCGGCUUCGGUCCUCAUUAAAUGUCCAUUUGUGCCUGUUGAUUUUCAAAGCCAUUCAUAGACUUUUACUUCCCGACCUUCGGACUACCACCCUUGUCUGACCCUCCUUGCCCAUCUCUAAGAACAUUCCCCGGAAGACAGCAGCGGAUGUAUUCGUUCCUCUGAUUUCUAAACAGUUCAUGUUGCGUGCAUCUAUGCAGAAGAUGCUUUCUGUUGUAAAUAUGUCGCUGCAAAAUGGCUUCCCAUUGCCCUCUGCAGACUUACAUCUCGAACCCUCUGUUUGAAUCUCACUGUGAUUUCUGUUCGCCUCCUCAGUUUUUGUCUGCUUUUGGAGAUUGUUAUUGCCGCAUUUUUCUGUUGUCUACUGCAGUGGUGUGACUUGAUGAGUAGGACUAAGUUGGAUGUUUAAAAAGAAGUGAUGAAGAGGUCGUGAAAAAAAACCGUUCAAAAAACAACACUUGAAUUAUGAAAAGGGUUCCAAUACAAAAAAAUGAUAAUGUUAUCAUAUUGUCAUACUAGAGAUGCUUUAGUUUGCUAUUUUCCUUUCUUUUCUACGAAAGACUUGAUGAAAUGAAAUUAUUUAUAAAAAUUCGUCCCUCGAGUCAUGAUCUUUUGGGGAUGUGAGAAAAAAAUGUAUUUAUUAACAUUUUGUUCGAAAUAAAAUAAAAAUUAUGUUACACAUUA